This is a messenger RNA of Oppiella nova, 711 nucleotides long. NCBI's taxonomy places the organism in Eukaryota, Metazoa, Arthropoda, Arachnida, Sarcoptiformes, Oppiidae. The record is from the annotation of a GenBank genome assembly.
AUGUGCCUAAUAUGUGGCGAUAAAGCCGGAGGCACACAUUUCGGUGUAAUAACAUGUGAAUCGUGUAAAGCAUUUUUUAGGCGCAAUGCUAUCAUAAAAGCGGAACAAUUCAAGUGCUAUUUGGGCGGCAAUUGUGAUACGAGUGUCAAAAAUAGGAUUAAUUGCAAGAAAUGUCGUUUAGAUAAGUGUUUUGCUGUCGUAGCGGUCAGUUGUGUCCCCACAUUAUGUCCACAAAGUAGUGUAUAUCCUAGUUCUGUGCAAUCAAUUAGCACUAAUGAGAGUAUUAUCGAAGAUUUCACUGACUUUUCAAACCAAUUGUGUGAAUUCAAUGACAAUUCAGUGAAUACGACAGCCUCCGAGUGCUGGACAGUCGUACCCGUUAUGAAACCAAUCACUGAUUAUAGCAAUCAGUUCAAUGAAUUAGAGGGCAAUAAAUUGAGUGAAUUAUUGGAUGCCAUCAAAGUGUUGAACAUUCCGGUGGUGAUGAACGCCGACCACAUUGUACUGAAUACAAUUGAAAGUGCUUCCGAUGCCAUCGCUCACAAAUAUGAUGUAGAUAUCAGAAAUACGGGGACCAAGACGUGUAUAUACAAACUUGAUCGAUUCCGUGGAUCAAAGUUGUCCCUGUCUAAAUUUGCCCCUGAUGGUAUUUGUCACACUAAAUUCCUGACUGAUAUGGGCAUUGAAUGGGAUUCAGAGGCAUUAAAUUAG